Molecule: messenger RNA, 2691 nt
Organism: Eubalaena glacialis (North Atlantic right whale)
Lineage: Eukaryota; Metazoa; Chordata; Mammalia; Artiodactyla; Balaenidae
Gene: COL19A1
Product: collagen type XIX alpha 1 chain
Exons: 38
Coding region: 163-2682 (839 amino acids)
Source: RefSeq, a predicted model, not a curated record
CACGGGGAGAGACUAAUAAGGGCAGCGAGGCGUCCCCCGUCCCCACUCGCAGGGCGCUCAGUGCUCGCGGUGCUGCAGCCGCGCGCGGUCUCCGCUGCGCCUCCGAGGGCCCCGCGCGCGGUCAAGGUCUGUGGCCACUGGAUCCCAUGGUUCUGAGGCACCAUGACACCCGCUGGCUCUUGGAAGCUUUGGUUCUGGGCAGCGAUGCUCCUGCUUCCUGCUUCCGCUUCCGUGGUGAGCAGGGACAAGCCAGAAAAACAAUGUCCUAUACUGAGGAAAGAGGGACACCAGUUUACACCAGACUACAGAGAUGAAGUUGAAGUUUCAGGUUUUGACCUAGGAGAGCGCUUUUCUCUGAGACGUGUGUUUUGUGAAGGUGAUAAAACUUGUUUCAAAUUGGGAAGUUCACUUCUUAUUAGAGACACCAUUAAGGUGUUUCCCAAAGGCCUUCCUGAGGAGUUCGCCAUAGCAGCCGUGUUUCGGGUACGAAGAAGCACCAAAAAGGAACGGUGGUUUCUGUGGCAGGUUUUAAACCAGCAGAAUAUGCCACAGGUUUCUAUAGUAGUUGAUGGUGGAAAGAAGAUGGUGGAAUUUAUGUUCCGAGCUAUGGAGGGAGAUGUGUUGAACUACAUUUUUCAAAAUCGAGAACUCCGUCCUUUGUUUGAUCGUCAGUGGCAUAAACUUGGCUUCAGUAUACAAUCCCGGGCCAUUUCGGUCUAUACAGACUGUAACUUAGUUGCAAGCCGGCAUAUUGAUGGAAAGGGCACUGUGGACUUCCACGGAAGGACUGUUAUUGCGACCCGAGCUUCAGAUGGCAAGCCUGUGGACGUUGAAAUUCACCAACUUCAAAUCUACUGUAACUCGAGCUUCAUAGCUCAAGAAACGUGUUGUGAGAUAUCAGACCCUAAGUGCCCAGAGCAGCAAGGCUUUGGAAGUACUGCAGCAUCAUUGGUACCCGCUCAUGCCAGUAGAAUGUCUGCAUUUCUGCCAGCAAAGCAGGAACUUACAGACCAGUGCCAGUGCAUUCCAAACAAGGGGGAAGCAGGAUUACUGGGAGUUCCAGGCUCACCUGGACAGAAAGGGGACAAAGGAGAGCAGGGUGCAGUUGGUCUUAAAGGUGAAUUGGGUGCUCCUGGAAUUCCUGGGGAAAAGGGCGAAAAUGGUUUACAUGGCACUCCAGGCUUACCUGGUCAAAAGGGAGAGCAAGGUUUUGAAGGUAGCAAAGGAGAAAUUGGUGAAAAGGGUGCAAAAGGAGAAAAAGGAGAUCCAGGUUUGGCCGGAGUUAAUGGGCAAGAUGGUUUGAAAGGUGACGUGGGUCGUCAUGGUCCACCUGGCCCAAAAGGAGAAAAGGGAGAUAUGGGACCUCCAGGACCGCCAGCCUUAACUGGCUCCCUGGGGAUCCAAGGCCCCCAAGGUCCACCUGGAAAAGAGGGUCAGAGGGGAAGACGAGGAAAACCAGGGCCUCCAGGAAAACCAGGGCCUCCAGGACCACCUGGACCUCCUGGAAUACAAGGAAUGCAACAGACUCCUGAUGGAUAUUAUCACAAGGGAAACCUUGGUGAGCAUGGAGCUGGUGGCCCAAAAGGAGAGAAGGGUGAAAUUGGACCACCAGGAUUUCCAGGCUCUGUUGGCCCUAAAGGUGAAAAAGGAGAAUCUGGGGAACCCUUUACAAAAGGUGAAAAGGGAGAUAGAGGAGAACCCGGAAUAACAGGAUCACAGGGAAUAAAGGGCGAGCCUGGAGAUCCUAGUCCCCCUGGUGUAAUAGGAAGCCCAGGACUAAAGGGUCAGCAAGGACCCGCAGGCCCUAUGGGACCCAGAGGACCACCAGGAGAUACUGGAUUGCCAGGAGAACAUGGUAUCCCAGGAAAACAAGGCAUUAAGGGAGAAAAGGGAGACCCAGGUGGGAUUAUAGGCCCUCCUGGACUUCCAGGUCCAAAAGGUGAGGCUGGUCCUCCAGGAAAAAGCCUGCCAGGGGAACCAGGAUUAGAUGGAAAUCCUGGAGCACCUGGUCCACGAGGGCCAAAGGGAGAAAGAGGACUGCCAGGUAUCCACGGCUCCCCAGGUGACAAAGGCCCCCCAGGGAUAGGAAUUCCUGGCCGAACUGGCUCCCAAGGCCCAGCUGGAGAGCCAGGGAUUCAGGGUCCUCGAGGUCUCCCUGGAUUGCCAGGAGCUCCAGGGACCCCAGGGAAUGACGGAGCUCCUGGGAGGGAUGGAAAGCCAGGUCUGCCAGGCCCCCCAGGUGACCCGAUUGCACUUCCUCUCUUGGGAGACAUUGGGGCCUUGUUCAAGAACUUCUGUGGCAACUGCCAAGCCAGUGUCCCUGGGCUGAAAAGCAACAAAGGAGAAGAAGCAGGCACUGGUGAGCCUGGACAGUUUGAUUCUGUAGCCCAGAAGGGCGAUGUAGGGCCACGGGGCCCUCCAGGAGUCCCAGGCAGAGAGGGACCAAAGGGGAGCAAAGGAGAGCGAGGCUACCCCGGGAUACCUGGGGAGAAAGGCAAUGAGGGUCUUCAAGGCGUUCCGGGCCUUCCAGGUGCUCCUGGCCCGACUGGACCCCCUGGCUUGUUGGGAAGAACGGGACAUCCUGGUCCCUCGGGAACAAAGGGUGACAAGGGCAGCGAGGGACCCCCUGGGAGACCCGGACCACCUGGACCACCUGUGAGUUGUUUCAGGUUUAAAACAUAAAUUCAUGCA